AUGCUUUCGCUUUUCGUCGCGUGGUGGUUUCUGCUCGCUUUUACCGUUGCUCUUCCUCCUCCGGGCCCCUUCCAUCAACGACAGAAAUCUAGCCAUUGGACACCAGCGUCGACGAAUGGAACAGACGCAUUGGCACAGCAGGCUUUGAAGAAUGCGCAGAAGUAUCUACAAGGCCCUCGAAAUGGAACGUCGAGCUGUAGAUUCGAUGCAGCAAAGAAGCGAGUAGAAUGGGAUGCGUUGUGUGACGAUGAGAAACGGGAUUAUAUCAAUGCCGUUCGAUGUCUUCAGACGAGGCCUUCGAUCAGUGGCGAGCUGGUGCCGGGAGCGAGGAAUCGAUAUGAUGACUUUGUGGGCACUCAUAUUAAUCAGACGCUAUCGAUCCAUUCGACUGGCAACUUCCUCACCUGGCAUCGAUACUUUGUCUCCACGUACGAGACAGCCUUGCGGGAAGAGUGUGGCUUUAAGGCUCCUCUACCUUACGUGAACUGGGCUCGCUACUCCAAUAACGUAAUCAAUGCCCCUCUGUUCGAUGGAUCAGACACUUCCAUCAGCGAUAAUGGCGCAUAUGUGCCAGGCAGGCCGACGAUUCACUUCCCUUCAGACAACAAUCCUAUCGUAUCCCUUCCACCCAGCCAGGGAGGAGGCUGCAUCACCUCCGGACCCUUUAAAGAUUACAAAGUCAACUUGGGCCCCGUUGCCCUCGUUGGUGUUGACACCACAUCCCCUAAUCCUCAAAAGGACGGGCUGGGCUACAACCCGCGCUGCAUCCGUCGAGACCUCUCCGUCACCGCCGCCAGUGGCGCCUCCGACUUCAACACCACCAAGCUCAUCACCCACAGCUCCACAAUCGCCGCCUUCCAAGACGAAAUGCAAGGCCCCUUCGGCUACGGCAUCCCAGAAAUCGGCGUCCACGCCGCAGGCCACUACAUCCUCAGCGGCGACCCCGGCAGCGACUUCUACACCAGCCCUGGCGACCCCUGGUUCUUCCUGCACCAUGCACAGAUCGAUCGGGUGUAUUGGAUGUGGCAGAUGUCCGUGUGGGAGAAGAUUGAGGAGAGAUUGAGCAGCAUUGCCGGGACGGUUACGUUUUUGAAUUCGCCUCCUAGUCGGAAUGCGACAGUGGAGGACCGGAUUGAUUUGGGGGUGAAUGAUGAGUUUAGAGGGUUGAGGAUCAAGGAGGCGUUGAGUACGGUGGCGGGGCCGUUUUGUUAUGUCUAUGAGUGA
This is a messenger RNA of Zasmidium cellare ATCC 36951, 1224 nucleotides long. RefSeq lists its product as uncharacterized. The coding region runs from base 1 to 1224 and encodes 407 amino acids. Gene Ontology annotation, molecular function: oxidoreductase activity. NCBI's taxonomy places the organism in Eukaryota, Fungi, Ascomycota, Dothideomycetes, Mycosphaerellales, Mycosphaerellaceae. The record is from RefSeq and is a predicted model, not a curated record. The transcript has 2 exons.